Molecule: messenger RNA, 1449 nt
Organism: Gastrolobium bilobum
Lineage: Eukaryota; Viridiplantae; Streptophyta; Magnoliopsida; Fabales; Fabaceae
Product: zinc finger protein CONSTANS-LIKE 16-like
Exons: 2
Coding region: 2-1267 (421 amino acids)
Biological process (GO): regulation of DNA-templated transcription
Cellular component (GO): nucleus
Molecular function (GO): protein binding; zinc ion binding
Source: RefSeq, a predicted model, not a curated record
GAUGACUUCUGCAAAAAACGUGGCAAACGCUGUUCGUGGCAAAACAGCAAGAGCCUGUGAUAGCUGCAUAAGAAAGCGAGCACGUUGGUACUGUGCUGCAGAUGAUGCUUUCCUCUGCGAAGCUUGUGACUCUUCUGUUCACUCAGCUAAUUCAUUGGCUCGUAGGCAUGAACGUGUUCGCUUGAAAAUGGCUUCGUGCAAGUCCUCUGAUUGUGCUCCAUCGUGGCACAGAGGCUUCACCAAAAGAGCUAGAACACCACGACAUGGGAAGCACAAUUCAAAAGCCAAGGCUAAGAACCCUUUCCAUCUAGUACCCGAAGUGGUUUCAGAUGAUACAAAUUCCCAAGAAGUGAGCGAGGAACAACUUCUUUAUAGAGUACCCAUUUUCGAUCCCUUUGUAGCAGAGCUAUGCACAACUCCAUCUUAUUCUGUGGCUUCGCCUGAAGCACUGGCAACAGUGGCUGGUUGUGCUCUUGAGGUUGAAAAAAAGGACAUCAAAAAUCAUGGGGUGGAAAGCUUUAAUGGGUUUCUUUCAUCGGAUAUUGAACUUUCAGAGUUUGCUGCUGAUGUUGAGAGCUUGCUGGGUAAGGGACUAGAGAAUCAGUGCAUGGGAAUGGAAGAGUUGGGGCUAAUUGAUUGCAAUGAAGAGGUUUCUUCGUGGGAGUGUUGUGUGGGUAGCGGAAAGGUGAAGGUGGAAGAGGAUGAGAAGCCAGAAGAAGUGGUAGAUGAGAUUGAGAAUAUGGGUAGAGAACCUUUUGAAUUGAGCUUUGAUUAUGAUUACUCUUCUGUGCAAGCAUGUGAAGAGGUGGAGGAGAAGGUUGCUUUGGAUGUGACUAAAGAUGUGAUGAAUGGUGGAGAACUCAAAGAGAAUAAUAUAGCAAAAAGGAAGGUAUUGUUGCAGUUAGAUUAUGAGGCAGUAAUAGCUGCCUGGGCAAGCCAAAAAUCUCCAUGGAUUACUGGUGAUAAACCACACUUUAUUCAUGAUCAUUUCUGGCCUCACUGCAUGCAGGGAGCUUGUGGAAUAGAGCUUCACCAGCAGUAUGGUGAAUUGGGUGGACUUUUUGUGUGUCAUCCAGGAACAACAGAUGGGGGAAGAGAAGCAAGGGUAUCAAGAUAUAGGGAAAAGCGGAGGACAAGGUUGUUCUCGAAGAAAAUAAGGUAUGAAGUUCGAAAAUUGAAUGCAGAGAAGAGGCCCAGAAUGAAGGGGAGGUUUGUAAAGAGGGCUUCCUUUGCAGCACCACCAACUAUUCCUUUAAUAAACAAAUAAAAGAGAAAAAGAAAAAAGCUAGCAUUUACCGCUCUGCCAUUACAUUUUUGCUUGACAUUAAUUUGUUAGUCUCAAGUCAGCAUCUGAAUGUGUAUACAAUCCAAUAAUGAAGGCGUUUCUUAACAAGAUCGAAAGUUAAGAUUCCCACUUUCAAGUAUACAAUGUUUGUUUUGAAUGACUAU